AUGGUCCAACAAGGACAAAGCAACGGCUUAGACAAAGGUGUGAAUGGCCUGGGGACUGCAGGGCAGCAGUACCUGAGUCAAUGGCAGAAUCCGCAAGGAGGCGUUCCCAGCUUGCUGCACGUUUUGACAAGGACAAUUGGGGUGCCGAUCCCGAACUGGUCUGGAUAG
This is a messenger RNA of Ostertagia ostertagi, 168 nucleotides long. Lineage: Eukaryota; Metazoa; Nematoda; Chromadorea; Rhabditida; Trichostrongylidae. The record is from the annotation of a GenBank genome assembly.